Molecule: messenger RNA, 2594 nt
Organism: Symbiodinium pilosum
Lineage: Eukaryota; Dinophyceae; Suessiales; Symbiodiniaceae
Source: the annotation of a GenBank genome assembly
GAAAGGCCAAAGCGCCUCCCCGUGCCCGCGUUUUCGCGGGCCGCAGCAAGAAAGCCGAGCCCAGCAUGAACUCCUCGCAGAGGAUGAACCUGACGGCAUCCUUGGGUGCGAGCGCGCGGCUAGAGAUGAAGAGGUACACGCAUCAGGACGAUUUUGAUGGUCCAGACCUGCAGAAGGAAGGCCAAGUGACAGGGCAAGAGGCGGAAGACGGGGAGGAACCUGACGAAGGUAGCGAAGCUGAAGACGAAGCGGAGAACGAAGAGCCGGAGCAGGAUGAGGAAGCGAGCAACGAAGAGGAAGAGGAAGAAGAAAACGAGGAUGAGAACGAGGAUGAAGAAGAUGAGGAGCCAGAUGACGAUGAAGCAGACGGACAGGAGGAUGAAGCGGACGAUGGGAGAGCAAAUGAAGAGGAUGAGGCAACGCAGCUGGUGGCUGCAAUCAGCGCUAGCGAAGCUGAAGGGAAGACUGACCUGGAGGCUACUCUGCAACCUGGCAGCCUACCGGAUCCGGAGGAGGAAUCGCCACAGGAUCCUCAAAGUGAGGAUCCGAAGGAGCACGCGCAACCGGUUGAGGCAGCGGCGGAGCCUACGAGCAAAGAUGUGACGCCGGUCCCGGCAGCGGCGCCAACAGAAGCGGCCAAAGCAGAGGCACCAGUGUCGCAAGCAGUCUCCACCGAGGCCGCAGCUGCGCAAGGUUCUUCAGCUGCUCCGGCGCAGCCGGCAGCUCCCAAAAAAGGAGCCAAGGCUAAGAAGAAGCCGAAGGCAAAGCCAAAGAAAGAGGUAGCGCCAAAGAAAACGCAGCACACCCAGAGCAAGGUGGACGUAGUCAAGGUUGACUCACAACGGCCUUCAGUGUCUGGUCCUGUGGUGUCUGAGCCUGCAAGCACCAAGAGCCAGAUCACUCCUUCCAAGACUGCCAAGAAGGGCCUGGAGGAGGACGGCUUCCGAUGUGUGCAAACCCUGGAGAUGGGCUUGGCAGUCAGAAACGCCAUCUGCAUUGGCAUGGAAGUGUGGACUGUCGAUUGGGCAGGAAAUGUUACCGUCCGGGAGCGAGACGACGCAACGAAGGUGAGAAGCGAAAUUCCCACAAACCGGUUCGUAUGGAGCAUGCUUCACAUGGAGCCGCACCUCAUGUGGAUGGGCCAGGAAGCAAUGGGCAUCUCCUUGUUCGAUACGAAGCGCAAGGAGUUCAAAGGGUCCCUCAUGGGCGGCCACACAGGAGGGGUAACCUGCUUAGCUUCGGGCGACGCCCUGGAUUCUUCUGAGCUGAAGGAGGGCCACAUCCCGCGGAGAAGGGCUUGGAGUGGCAGCAACGACUUCACCAUCCGGCAGUGGUCGAUCGAAACCUGGCACGCCAAAGAUGAAGCCCCUCAGGUUAAGGAUGCAUUUGUCCUUGAGCUUGGCAAGUUUAAAGUGGCGAUCUCCAAGGGCCUGCAGAUGCACGGACACAAGAACGGCGUGCGAUGCCUGAUCCGCAUCGGUCCGACCUUGUGGUCAGGGUCCGACGAUGGAACCAUCCGCUUGUGGUGCACCGCCACAGGCAACUGCAAUGAGGUUGUGGAGAAGGCGCACGUGGGCUCCGUGCUGAAGCUUUCCGUUGUGAGGUCCUUUAUUUGGUCCUCGGGCAUCGAUGGCUUCAUCCGCGAGUGGACAAUUGGUGGCUCGCAACGCCAGUGCGUCAGGCAAGUAGCGCCGGAGGGUUAUGACAAAGGGGCCUAUGCGAUUGUGCCGUUGGGCUACGAUGUCUGGACAUGCGGGCACCAUCCGAAUAUCCAGGUGUUCUCCCAGUCCGAUUUCUUCAAAACUGCAGAACAUCCAGCUCACGAGCCCUACGUCUCCAACCUGCUCACAGUAGACAGGAUAGAGACGAAGAUUGUUUGGUCCACCUCUAUCGGCGACAAGAAGCUGAAAGUCUGGCGGCACACCAUCCGCGGGGAAGUGCCUUCCAUAGAUGAGCUCAAAGCUGCGAAUCGCCUCUUUGAAGAAGAGGAGGAGGUUCGCGCACAGAGGCUUGAUGAGUUUGUCAAGCGAGCGUCCAAGUUGGAGGACGAGCUAUCAGUCUCUGCUGAGGAGUACAAGGCCCAGCUAGAGGCCCUGGCUACCGACCUUUCAAAGGCAAAGGCGGAAGGCGAAGAACUGGAGGAGCUGGACGGAAUCCGCCAGCUGUUCGAGGAGAUGGGACUAGGCAAGCUGAUGGAUGAUCCUGAGGCUCUGGCCAAGUUCCUUAAGCGUGCCCAGUCCAUCGAGAAGAUCUUCAAAGACCUGGGACUGGAGCACUUCCUGGACAACCCAGAGGCUCUUCGAAAAGUUCUGGAGGCCUUUGCGGAUUUGGGUCUCGAAAACCUGCUGAAGAAUCCAGAGGAGCUAAAGAACUUCCUCCGAUCUGCCAAGCAGCUGCGCGACAUGCUGGAGGCAGCUGGAUUCGGUGAUGUAUUCGGUGACCCAUCCAAGCUGGAGGAGCUGAAGCAAAGUUUGGACUUGCUUCGCAGGGUUCGAGACCUCUUCGAGAAGUACGGCUUGGGUGAUGCCUUCAAGGACCCGGCUUUGCUUGAGGAGAUUCUUUCCCGCUACGAGGCUGCCGUGUUUGCUGUCUAG